This is a messenger RNA of Meloidogyne enterolobii, 418 nucleotides long. NCBI's taxonomy places the organism in Eukaryota, Metazoa, Nematoda, Chromadorea, Rhabditida, Meloidogynidae. The record is from the annotation of a GenBank genome assembly.
AAUAAUACUAGGAGUAUAGCAAAAUUCCCUGCAAUUUUAAGUCAAAAAAGCUUUCUCUAUAUAAAUAUUUUUAAGACAAUUCGAAAACUAAAAAUGCCCUCAAAAAGGACCAUAAAUGACAUUAUUUGUGCAAUUUGUGGAGAUAAAAAUUCUAUUAACCAUUAUGGAGUGAUCUCAUGUCGGGCGUGUGGAGCUUUCUUUAGACGAAUGGCUAUUCAUAAUGUAGAUUACAAAUGUAAAUGCCAUAAAUAUGAUUGGAAGGAAUUCAGAUGUAAAAGAUGCCGAUUUGAACAUUGUUUGGCAAAGGGGAUGAAAAAAGAAUGUGGGUAAUUUUGAAAUUUUGCUUUUUUUAAAUUUUAAUGCCAUACUUCCAAAUAAAGAAUAGAAUUUGUAACAAUUUAUUUUUAAUCUGUCAACA